This is a messenger RNA of Culex quinquefasciatus (southern house mosquito), 279 nucleotides long. Its product is annotated as cytochrome c oxidase assembly factor 4 homolog, mitochondrial. The coding region runs from base 66 to 254 and encodes 62 amino acids. The record is from RefSeq and is a predicted model, not a curated record. NCBI's taxonomy places the organism in Eukaryota, Metazoa, Arthropoda, Insecta, Diptera, Culicidae. The transcript has 2 exons. Gene Ontology annotation, biological process: mitochondrial respiratory chain complex IV assembly. Gene Ontology annotation, cellular component: mitochondrial intermembrane space.
AAAAAACUCAGUGAUUUAUCAAUGAGUUUAGCGUAAUUUCCUCGUAAAACUGUAAAAAAACUACGAUGAGCGAUAUUGAAGAUCCCGUCGAGCAGAUGUUGAAAAAGACUGGCUGUAUAAAUCUUCACUACAAAGUUCAAGAGUGCAUCGCGGAAACCGGCGACUGGCGCAAGUGCCAAGACGUGGUCAAAGACUUCAAAUCCUGUAUGCAGGAUUACACCCAAAAGCAACGCCAAAAGUACGACCAGAAAUGAACCUUCUCAAAUCCGUAGUCAAAGC